AUGGGGGCGCCCCCGGGCUACCGACCCUCGGCGUGGGUCCAUUUGCUCCAUCAGCUGCCCCGCGCCGACUUCCAGCUCCGGCCGGUGCCCAGCGCCUUCGCGCCCCACGAACGAGAAUACCAGCAGGCCCUGCUGCUGGUGGCGGCCUUGGCAGGCCUGGGCUUGGGCCUGAGCCUCAUUUUCAUUGCUGUCUACCUCAUCCGCUUCUGUUGCUGCCGGCCCCCCGAGCCGCCCGGGGCCAAGAGCCCCCCGCCUGGGGGAGGGUGCGUCACCUGGAACUGCAUCGCUGCCCUUCUCGUCGGCUGCGCUGGCAUUGGCAUCGGUUUCUAUGGCAACAGUGAGACCAGCGAUGGGGUGUCCCAGCUCAGCUCUGCACUACUGCAUGCCAACCACACGCUCACCGCCAUUGACCACCUGGUGCUGGAGAUGGUGGAGAGGCUGGAUGAGGCCGUGAGGACUGAGCUGACCACGCUGGAGGAGGUGCUGACGCAGCGCAUGGAGCUGGUGGCCGCCGCCCGGGGCGCCCGGCGGCAGGCGGAAACCGUGGCCCAGCAGCUCCAGGGGCUGGCCUUCUGGCGGGGGGUGUCCCUGAGCCCCGUGCAGGUGGCCGAGGAUGUCUCCUUUGUAGAGGAGUACAGGUGGCUGGCCUACGUCCUCCUGCUGCUCCUGGAGCUACUGGUCUGUCUCUUCACCCUUCUGGGCCUGGCGAGGCAGAGCAAGUGGCUGGUGAUCGUGAUGACGGUGAUGAGUCUCCUGGUUCUGGUCCUGAGCUGGGGCUCCAUGGGCCUGGAGGCAGCCACAGCCGUGGGCCUCAGUGACUUCUGCUCCAGUCCGGACAGCUACAUCCUGAACCUGACCCAGGAGGAGACCGGCCUUGGCUCAGACAUCCUGAACUACUAUUUCCUCUGCAACCAGGCCGUCUCCAACCCCUUUCAACAGAGGCUGACUCUGUCCCAGCGAGCUCUGGCCAACAUCCACUCCCAGCUGCAGGGCCUGGAGCGGGAAGCUGUGCCCCAGUUCCCUUCUGCGCAGAAUCCUGUGCUGUCCUUGGAGGAGACGCUGAAUGUGACAGAGGGAAGCUUCCACCAGUUGGUGGCACUGCUACAUUGUCGUGGCCUGCACAAGGACUAUGGCGCAGCCCUGCGCGGCCUGUGUGAAGACACCCUGGAAGGACUGCUCUUUCUGCUGCUCUUCUCCCUCCUGUCUGCCGGGGCCCUGGCCACCAUCCUCUGCAGCCUGCCCCGCGCCUGGGCCCUCUUCCCGCCCAGGAAUCCAAGCGCUUCGUGCAGUGGCAGUCAUCAAUCUGAGCCCUUUCUCCAGUCCAGACUGGAGCCUGGUCUCCGUUUCUGUUCCUUCCCCGGCUGCCGGAGAAGACCCCACUAA
Molecule: messenger RNA, 1383 nt
Organism: Rangifer tarandus platyrhynchus (Svalbard reindeer)
Lineage: Eukaryota; Metazoa; Chordata; Mammalia; Artiodactyla; Cervidae
Source: the annotation of a GenBank genome assembly